AUGUCGACUAGUCUUAAAACCGUCGACUUCGAGGUGUUCGGACGUGUGCAGAAAGUUUUCUUUCGCAAAUGCACGCAGGAACAUGGUAAACAAUUAGGCUUAAGGGGUUGGUGUCGAAACACGCCAGAAGGCACAGUGAUUGGCACAAUACAAGGACCGCCAGACAAAGUCGCCGAGAUGACUGCGUGGUUGCGAGACAUUGGAAGUCCGGCUAGCCGCAUCGAUAAGUUGGAGUUGAAGAACGAAAAGAGUAUUAGUGAUUAUACAUAUUCGGAUUUUGAUAUAGUUAGAAAAAAAAUAUGA
Macrosiphum euphorbiae (potato aphid) is the source of this 303-nucleotide messenger RNA. Lineage: Eukaryota; Metazoa; Arthropoda; Insecta; Hemiptera; Aphididae. The record is from the annotation of a GenBank genome assembly.